AUGUCCAGACGCAAUCCACCAGGCAGUAGAAACGGGGGAGGUCCGACGAAUGCCUCUCCCUUCAUUAAAAGAGACAGAAUGAGAAGAAAUUUCCUGAGGAUGAGAAUGGGUCAAAACGGCAGCAAUUCUAGUUCCCCAGGCGUACCAAAUGGAGACAACAGCAGGGGAUCUCUUGUCAAAAAGGAUGAUCCUGAGUAUGCUGAAGAGAGAGAGAAAAUGCUUUUGCAAAUCGGUGUCGAGGCCGAUGCUGGCAGGAGCAAUGUUAAAGUAAAGGACGAAGAUCCUAAUGAAUAUAAUGAAUUUCCCUUAAGAGCUAUUCCAAAGGAGGAUUUAGAAAACAUGAGGACACAUCUUUUGAAGUUUCAGAGUAAAAAAAAGAUAAACCCUGUAACAGACUUCCAUCUUCCCGUAAGACUGCAUAGGAAGGAUACGAGAAACUUGCAGUUUCAGCUAACAAGAGCAGAAAUUGUUCAAAGGCAAAAAGAAAUUUCUGAGUAUAAAAAAAAAGCAGAGCAAGAAAGAAGUACUCCUAACUCGGGUGGUAUGAAUAAAUCAGGAACGGUCUCGCUCAAUAAUACUGUUAAAGAUGGGUCUCAGACACCUACUGUUGAUUCAGUUACUAAAGACAACACGGCCAACGGUGUGAACUCCUCCAUUCCUACUGUAACUGGCUCUUCUGUCCCUCCUGCUAGUCCUACUACUGUAUCCGCCGUUGAAAGUAAUGGACUGUCAAAUGGUUCAACUAGUGCAGCUAACGGUUUGGAUGGCAAUGCAUCUACAGCGAAUCUAGCUAACGGAAGGCCGUUAGUGACAAAACUAGAGGAUGCAGGCCCAGCUGAAGACCCUACUAAAGUUGGAAUGGUCAAGUACGACGGAAAAGAAGUGACUAACGAACCGGAAUUUGAAGAAGGAACUAUGGAUCCACUAGCAGAUGUGGCACCAGAUGGAGGCGGUAGGGCCAAACGAGGAAAUUUGAGAAGGAAAACUCGUCAAUUAAAAGUUCUUGAUGAGAACGCCAAAAAGCUGAGAUUUGAGGAAUUUUAUCCAUGGGUUAUGGAAGAUUUUGAUGGGUACAAUACAUGGGUGGGUUCUUAUGAAGCAGGUAACUCAGAUUCUUAUGUCUUGUUAAGUGUAGAAGAUGAUGGAAGUUUUACCAUGAUUCCUGCUGAUAAGGUUUAUAAGUUUACCGCAAGAAAUAAAUAUGCUACUUUGACCAUUGACGAAGCAGAAAAAAGAAUGGACAAAAAAAGUGGUGAAGUGCCACGUUGGUUGAUGAAGCAUUUGGAUAAUAUAGGUACAACUACAACUAGAUAUGACAGAACAAGAAGAAAGCUUAAAGCCGUCGCUGAUCAACAAGCUAUGGAUGAAGAUGAUCGUGAUGACAAUUCAGAAGUAGAGUUAGAUUAUGAUGAAGAGUUUGCCGAUGAUGAGGAGGCACCUAUUAUAGAUGGUAAUGAACAAGAAAAUAAAGAAUCAGAACAAAGAAUCAAGAAGGAGAUGCUGCAAGCUAAUGCGAUGGGGCUUCGUGAUGAAGAAGCUCCUUCCGAAAACGAAGAAGAUGAGUUAUUUGGGGAAAAGAAGAUUGAUGAGGAUGGUGAAAGAAUUAAGAAGGCAUUACAAAAGACAGAACUUGCAGCACUAUACUCAUCGGAUGAAAAUGAGAUCAACCCAUACUUAUCUGAAUCCGAUAUUGAAAACAAAGAGAAUGAAUCGCCCGUUAAAAAGGAAGAAGAUUCGGACACUCUAUCCAAAUCCAAGAGAUCUUCUCCAAAGAAACAGCAAAAGAAAGCUACAAAUGCGCAUGUGCAUAAAGAGCCAACUUUGAGGGUGAAAAGUAUUAAAAACUGUGUCAUUAUCUUGAAGGGGGAUAAGAAAAUACUGAAAAGCUUCCCAGAGGGAGAAUGGAAUCCACAGACGACAAAAGCUGUAGAUAGUAGUAAUAAUGCAUCGAAUACAGUGCCUUCGCCAAUCAAACAAGAGGAAGGCUUGAAUUCUACAGUGGCAGAAAGGGAAGAAACUCCAGCGCCUACAAUAACAGAAAAAGAUAUCAUCGAGGCUAUUGGUGAUGGCAAAGUCAAUAUCAAAGAGUUUGGAAAGUUCAUCAGAAGAAAAUAUCCUGGCGCAGAGAAUAAAAAGCUAAUGUUUGCCAUUGUAAAAAAAUUGUGUCGAAAGGUUGGCAAUGACCACAUGGAAUUAAAGAAAGAGUAG
Messenger RNA from Saccharomyces cerevisiae S288C, 2208 nucleotides. It is a transcript of the gene TFG1, whose product is annotated as transcription factor IIF subunit TFG1. Gene Ontology annotation, biological process: transcription initiation at RNA polymerase II promoter; positive regulation of transcription elongation by RNA polymerase II. The record is from RefSeq and is marked reviewed. NCBI's taxonomy places the organism in Eukaryota, Fungi, Ascomycota, Saccharomycetes, Saccharomycetales, Saccharomycetaceae. The coding region runs from base 1 to 2208 and encodes 735 amino acids. Gene Ontology annotation, cellular component: nucleus. The transcript has a single exon. Gene Ontology annotation, molecular function: DNA binding.